Molecule: messenger RNA, 4302 nt
Organism: Coffea eugenioides
Lineage: Eukaryota; Viridiplantae; Streptophyta; Magnoliopsida; Gentianales; Rubiaceae
Product: pleiotropic drug resistance protein 3-like
Exons: 24
Coding region: 1-4302 (1433 amino acids)
Cellular component (GO): membrane
Molecular function (GO): ATP hydrolysis activity; ATP binding; ABC-type transporter activity
Source: RefSeq, a predicted model, not a curated record
AUGACAGAGUUAGUUGCAAUAGAUGAAGUGGAGUUAUCUCACCAACCCACGUCCAGUUUCAGAAGCAACUCAGUCUUGAAUGGUGAAAAUGAUGAACAUAUCGAUGAAGAAUGUGCUUUGCAGUGGGCUGCUAUUGAGAGAUUGCCAACCUUUGAAAGGAUAAGGUCAUCUUUGUUUGAUGUGAAUGAUGGAAAUGAGGCCAAAACUAAUGCAAAAAGGGUGGUUGAUGUUACUAAGCUUGGAGCUCAGGAGAGGCAUUUGUUCAUUGAGAAGCUUAUUAGACAUAUUGAGAAUGACAACCUCAAAUUGCUGCGGAAAAUCAGAAAAAGAAUGGACAAAGUAGGUGUAAAAUUUCCGACAGUGGAAGUAAGAUACAAAAAUGUAAGCGUUGAGGCAGAGUGUGAAGUUGUAUAUGGGAAGCCACUCCCUACUCUAUGGAAUACUAUGAAAAGGAGCAUUUUGGAUCUUGCGAGGCUUCCAGGUUUAAAGCCACGAACGUCUAAGAUCAGCAUCAUUGGUGGUGUCAGCGGUGUAAUCAAGCCUGGAAGAAUGACUCUACUUCUUGGUCCUCCAGGUUGUGGGAAGACCUCGCUGUUGAAGGCUCUCUCAGGAAAUCUUAACAAGUCUCUCAAGGUCUCAGGGGAGGUUUCUUACAAUGGCUACAAAUUAACAGAGCUUGUGCCUCAAAAAACUUCUGCUUAUAUAAGCCAAUAUGACUCUCAUAUCCCUGAAAUGACUGUUAGGGAAACACUCGAUUUCUCCUCUCGCUGUCAAGGAAUUGGAAGAAGAGGAGAGAUUAUGAUUGAGCUGAGUCAAAGGGAGAAAGAGGCAGGAGUUCUUCCUGAUCCAGAUAUAGACACCUACAUGAAGGCAAUCUCAGUGGAGGGACAAAAGAGAACACUGCAGACAGAUUACAUUCUAAAAAUACUCGGGCUUGAUAUCUGUGCCGAUACACUUGUUGGAGAUGCCCUUAGAAGAGGCAUCUCUGGUGGUGAAAAGAAAAGGUUGACAACAGGGGAGAUGACUGUUGGGCCUCCUAAAACUUUAUUUAUGGAUGAGAUAUCAAAUGGCUUAGAUAGUUCGACCACCCAUCAGAUUAUAGCUUGCCUUCAGCAUCUAGCACAUAUUACAAAUGCUACGAUACUUGUUUCGCUUCUUCAGCCAGCUCCAGAAACAUUCGAUCUAUUUGAUGACCUCAUUUUGAUGGCUGAGGGGAAGAUUGUAUAUCACGGACCUACAGACAAUGUUCUUGAAUUUUUUGAGAGCUGCGGAUUUAUUUGUCCUGAAAGAAAAGGUGUAGCAGAUUUCCUUCAGGAAGUUAUUUCAGAAAAAGAUCAAGCACAAUAUUGGAAUGGCAGCAAAGAGACUUACAGCUAUAGUUCUGUCGAUACGUUAUCAAGGGCUUUUCAGCAGUCUGACUGUGGGAAAAAGCUUAGCACACUGCUUUCUGCUCCAUUUGAGAGUUCCCAGCACAGUAAAGAUGCAAUUAAUCUUAGUGCAUAUUCUCUUCCUAAAUGGACACUCUUUAGAGCUUGUAUAUCAAGGGAACUUCUUCUGAUGAAGAGGAACUAUUCGGUUUAUGUUCACAGAACUGUCCAGCUUUUCCUAAUUGCCUUUAUGACUAUGACCCUAUUUUUGCGGAGAACAACAGAUUUUGAUCUUCCUCAUGCAAAUUAUUUUAUGGGAGCUCUUUUCUUUUCUCUUAUUAUGCUUGUGGUUGAUGGACUCCCAGAGCUGCCAAUGACAGUUGCAAGACUACCAAUUUUCUAUAAACAGAGAGAUUUGUAUUUCUACCCAGCUUGGGCAUAUGCUAUUCCAUCUGCCAUACUAAAGAUUCCUAUUUCAUUGUUGGAAGCUACAGUUUGGACAUGCAUAACGUACUAUGGCAUUGGAUAUUGUCCUGAGAUAGGAAGGUUCUUCGGCCAGGUAGUUCUAUUGUUUGCUGUUCACUUCACAUCAAUAUCCAUGUACCGCUUCUUGGCAUCUGUCUGUCGCACCAUGGUGGCUGCCUCAUUCGCUGGUGUCUUGUCAAUGUUGUUGCUCUCCAUAUUUAGUGGCUUUCUAAUCCCGAGAUCCUCUAUGCCAAAUUGGAUAAAAUGGGGAUUUUGGUUUUCUCCAAUGACAUAUGGUGAGAUUGGUCUUGCCGUAAAUGAAUUUCUUGCCCCACGAUGGCAAAAGAUGCUUCCAUCAAAUACUACAGUGGGAAGAGAAACACUUGAAGCACAUGGUUUAAACUUUGACAAACAAUUUUUCUGGAUUUCAAUUGGCGCACUGUUUGGGUUUACAGUGCUUUUCAAUAUUGGCUUCACCUUGGCCCUAACUUUCUUACCUCCUGCUGGUACUCGUGCCAUUAUUUCCGGUGAUAAGUUCCCUCGAACACAAAGUAAAAAGUCCACCAGCACAUCACAUGAGGAAAUGUUGAGAAAAUCUUCUACUACUAUCACAGAAUCUCAUAAAGGUGCAGGGAAAAUAAUUUUGCCUUUUGAACCCCUGACUGUUGUAUUUCAGGAUUUGCAGUAUUAUGUUGAGAUCCCUACGGAAGUGAAGGAGCAUGGCUACAGAAAGAAAAGGCUUCAGCUUCUUUGUGAUAUUACAGGCGCACUUAAACCUGGUGUUCUGACAGCACUAAUGGGUGUCACUGGAGCUGGAAAAACUACUCUUCUUGAUGUACUUUCUGGCAGAAAAACUAGAGGCAUUGUUGAAGGAGAAAUAAAGAUUGGAGGGUUCCCCAAAUUUCAACAGACAUUUGCUCGUAUCUCGGGUUACUGUGAGCAAAUCGACAUACAUUCUCCCCAAAUUACAAUAGAAGAAUCAGUUAUUUUUUCUGCUUGGCUACGCCUUCAUCCUCAGAUUAAUCCACAAACAAAAUUUGAUUUCGUGAAAGAAGUGCUUGAGACCGUUGAACUUGAUAGAAUCAAAGAUAAUUUGGUAGGCAUCCCAGGGGUCAGCGGUUUGUCAACAGAGCAGCGCAAGCGGCUCACAAUUGCUGUGGAGCUGGUUGCUAACCCAUCCAUUAUUUUCCUAGAUGAACCUACGACAGGAUUAGAUGCAAGAGCAGCUGCUAUUGUCAUGCGGGCUGUAAAGAAUGUGGCUGAUACAGGGAGAACAAUUGUUUGCACUAUCCACCAACCAAGUAUUGACAUCUUUGAAGCAUUUGACGAGUUAAUUCUUCUGAAAUCUGGGGGACGCAUGAUCUAUUAUGGACCACUAGGUUGGAAUUCUUGUAAAGUUAUUGAAUACUUUGAGGGUAUCCCAGGCGUCCCAAAAAUAAGAGAUAAUUAUAAUCCGGCUACAUGGGUUUUGGAGGUCACUUCUACAUCAUCAGAAGCUGAACUUGGUGUAGACUUUGCUGAGAUAUACCAACAUUCAGCCUUGUAUAUGAAUAAUAAAGAACUAGUGGCAAGGCUGGGUUCUCCACCUCUUGGGUCUAAAGCUCUGGAAUUCCCUACCAGCUUUUCACAAAACAUUUGGGGACAAUUCAAAGCUUGCCUCUGGAAACAAUACUGGUCUUACUGGAGAAGCCCUUCGUACAACUUGAUGCGCUUCUUGCACAUUUUCGCAGUUUCUAUGAUUUUCGGGUUUUUGUUCUGGAAUCAGGGGCAGAAAAUGGAUAAUCAGCAAGGCUUAUUCAACGCGUUCGGUGCAAUGUACCUUGCUGUAUUCUUUGGUGGUGUAAAUAAUUGUUCUUCAGUUAUGCCAUAUGUCAGCACAGAGCGAAUAGUUCUUUACCGAGAAAGAUUUGCCGGAAUGUACACUUCAUGGGCUUAUGCACUUGCCCAGAUUGUUAUAGAGAUUCCCUAUAGCUUUGUCCAAGCGCUUGAAUUUACAGUCAUCACAUAUCCAAUGAUUGGAUAUUAUUGGUCAGCUUACAAGGUUUUUUGGUACUUCUAUUCGAUGUUCAAUGCCUUAUUGUACUUCAACUACAUUGGCAUGAUGAUAGUUGCAAUGACACCAAGCUUUCAAGUGGCUUCAAUCUUGUCAUCUGGUUUCUACACAGCAGCCAACCUCUUUGCUGGAUUCUUGAUUCCUCAACCGCAAAUCCCAAAGUGGUGGAUUUGGCUAUAUUACAUAACUCCUACAGCUUGGACAUUGAAUGGUAUGCUUACAUCACAAUAUGGAGAUAUCCAGAAGGAAAUUGAUGUGUUCGGAGACACUAAAACAAUAGCAGCUUUUUUAAGAGAUUACUAUGGGUUUCAUCACGAUCGAUUACCCCUUGUAGCUUUUAUAUCAAUCUUAUACCCUUUGACCUUUGCUGUUGUAUUUGCUUUUUGUAUUCAGAAUUUAAACUUCCAGAAGAGGUGA